AUGUACAACUGGAUUAUACACCUCAAAGAUUUUGGUCCUGACAGAUCUCAACCUAUCUCCAAUGAUGCGAUGUUUAGAGUUAACAACUUUAGUAUGGACUAUUUUGCUGAUGCUUUUCCCCUUCCAAAUCAGCAACGAGGUGUGCGCUAUUUCGACUGGCAAGCAUGGUCCUCGUUCGUCAUCAGCGCAAUGACAGAAGCGAUACUAAUAGCCGCGCCAGGAGGCUUCGCAUGCAUCCCGCUCAAGUCCACCCACAACUUCUACGUCUUCUGGAUCCCGAUCCUAUGCUUCGAGGCGCUGCUCUGUGCGCUGGCCGAUGGGCGCGGGGUGUAUGUGUCCCGAACGAGUGCGGUUGCGGUUGCGGUUGCCGGUGGUGCUGGUGCCAGUAGUGGAAACGCCGUGGCUCGCGAUCAGGCUGCGCGCGAGGGUCUGGGACUGCCUUCGCUACGACGGCGCGGCGGGGACUUGGUGCAGGUCUUGUAUAGAGGCUCUGUGGUCUAUUUCGCUAGUAUCGCAAUGACGUACAUGGCGCCUAUAAUCUUCUGGGUCGCGCUUCCACAAGGACUGAGCGAAGUCCCACUCGGCUUCUGCGUCGCGCUGCCCAGCGUACUCUCCGCGCGGCUCAUCCUAGGCAUCCGCAGGACAGCAGCGGCGAAAGAUCGACUCGGGUGGUCGCUUGGUACAGGUGUUGGGGAUUUGACGACUUUUGAGGUCAGAAGGGAUUUGACGGCGUUUGAUGUGCAGGUGCACGUCCACCGUGUCGGUUCUGGUUGUACGGGUAUAGGUGUGGGUGCGGGUGAAGAGCAUAUGCAUACGGUUUAUGCAUAA
Messenger RNA from Psilocybe cubensis, 828 nucleotides. RefSeq lists its product as uncharacterized. Lineage: Eukaryota; Fungi; Basidiomycota; Agaricomycetes; Agaricales; Agrocybaceae. Bases 1 to 828 code for a protein of 275 amino acids. The transcript has 6 exons. The record is from RefSeq and is a predicted model, not a curated record.